GCAUCUUCAACAAAGACAUCAGGUCCAAGAGACCGAGAGACCGAGCCAGAGAGCGUACAAUUAAUUCACGACUCCAAUCAUGGGGUAUUCGCAAGUACAUUUCCUCAUUCUUGAAGCUGAAGGCUAUAAGAUUACUCUCCGAGCACUCCAUCUACUUUGUACAAGACUUGGAUUGACACGCCGUAUAUAUGAUCCGGUCAACAGACAGCUACAGGAAGAGGAGGCUGCUAAAGGUCUUCUUGAAGGGAUAGGGAAAGGCACUAUAAAAGGAUAUGGGAGGGAAUUGCUUUAUUCUCACAUACGUGGAUGUGGAUAUAAUAUUCCUCGUGACCGUCUCUUUGCCAUCUACCACCACCAUGUAUGUAUACCCCUUUCUCAUCUACUGGCAACCCUAUUGUCCUGUAAAUAGUUGGCGUUUGGCUUUUUUUUUGCCCAGUCGUACGGGCCCUUUGUACGGCACCUAAGCAAGACUUGCACUUCUACGUGGUGCUUAGGAUUAGUAGCCAAAAGGCG
Aspergillus glaucus CBS 516.65 is the source of this 513-nucleotide messenger RNA. RefSeq lists its product as uncharacterized. NCBI's taxonomy places the organism in Eukaryota, Fungi, Ascomycota, Eurotiomycetes, Eurotiales, Aspergillaceae. The record is from RefSeq and is a predicted model, not a curated record. The coding region runs from base 80 to 409 and encodes 109 amino acids. The transcript has 3 exons.